Salvelinus sp. IW2-2015 is the source of this 1807-nucleotide messenger RNA. RefSeq names its product tubulin epsilon and delta complex 1 (gene tedc1). The record is from RefSeq and is a predicted model, not a curated record. NCBI's taxonomy places the organism in Eukaryota, Metazoa, Chordata, Actinopteri, Salmoniformes, Salmonidae.
UGUACUACCCGGAAGUUUUUAGCGUCACCGGGCAAUUGGAAGAAUCGAUUUAUCCACAAAGUUUGAAAUGCAACGUGAAAAGAGUGUCAAAGCUAAAGAAGUGAUUGAAUCACUUUGUAAACUUCUAUAUUCACUAGGUUUGGAGUGUGUACCUUGUGCAGAAACGUUCAGACGGGCCAAGUUUAACAAAGGAGAGGAUGUGGUGGUGGAGUUCUGGAAGCUCCUUCAUAGUGUUCUUCUGAAAACACUGCUUCUGGAAUGUUCUUGCACAACACUUUCAGACUUGGACAGCCAUGUGAGAGAGGCACUCUGGCAGUGUGGUUACGGUGCCAGCUGGAUUGUUGUGACGACUGCCGGGCUCCGUCCCAGGAGUGAAGUUGGGAGCCGAGAGCUGCUGGUGGCGUUUGGGUGGGUGUUGUCUUCAGGGAGCCUGCUGGAGGCCCUGCUGAGAGCAAGGUCCCCGGAGCUGGAUAUCCUCUCACUACCACCCACGGUCUCACGGAGUAGCCCCAGAGAGGGAGGCUCCCUUGGGGAUGUGGAUGGCCAAGGAGGCCUGAAGGAAGACGGGCUCCUCAGGAGACUCCAAUGGCAGUAUGGGAAACUCAGGUUCCAGUGGCGGAGGUUGCUCUCCAUUCAAGAGGAAAGAGCUAGACUCCUUCACCAGGUCCUUUCCUCCAGCACAAUGCCCUCCACGUCCACCUCCCAGCCCUCUUCUGAUGACCAUCACAGCAUGUGCUCAACUGCCCUGAAAAAGGAGGUGGAGCGUCUACAGACUCUCAGUCAGCUGUUGGAAGCCUACCUGGAGUGGAAGAGACAGGAGCCACUCUUCUGGUGCUGGAUGGAUAGUGUUGUGGACAGCCAGCUCUCAGACCUGAGAGAGGAGGACACUGUAGAGAACAUGUCACCUGUACACCAAGUUGUCAAUAGGUGCUUUCCCUACGGUUACAAGGACAAUGAGGGUCUGGAACAACUGGACAACAUGCUGCUGAGGCUGCAGACAGGGCUGAAGGACACAUACACAAGACAGAACAGAAAAGCGCAGAGUGUUCUUCAAGACGUUGAGGAGUUGGAGGAGAUUGAGAGGAGAGUGUCUCUCAGGCUGCAUGGCUUGGCUGAGUCCUGUACUUCAACUCCUACAUCUGGUUGCUGUAGUUACAGGCCAAGUCUCCAGGGGCCACAGCCACUUCCCAACCACCACCAGCCUUGUAGGCCAGGGUCUGUGCUCCCACAAGCCUGUGAUGGGGCACUGCUGCCAGGCAAGGUGUCUGGGACAGGCACGGUGAUGGUCCAAGUCCAGGCCUCCUCACUGAUCGUCGAGCUGCAGCAGAGAGAGGGCUUCCUGCUGGGGGAACUGGGCCAGAUGAGGCAGGCGAAGCGGGGACAGAUCCAGGAGAAGACAGCCAGCUGGCUGGAGGGGGUUGGAGUUGUCCUCAUCCCUCCUCUCCCUCUCAAGAGAUAAACACUAACAGGAUGCUACUUCAGGGUGUCUGUGCGUGCAAGCGAGUGAACAGGAUGCUGUUCAGCUCGGUGGCUGACAGACUGUCUGUCCCCAGACUACUUUAAUAGAAAUAGAAUGACUAGAAGGUGCAAAGCUGCUCGGCAAUUUGUGGCUAUUUGUUCUAUUAGUUGUAUUUCUAUGGCUACGGCUACUGCUAAUAUAUUGUGAUGGAAUGGACUGCGUGUGAUAUAUUUCAAAUGACAUCUGAAAUGCACAUGAAUCAGUUGAAAGCAAGAUAUGUUUGUGUGUGUGUGUUGAUGUAAUCCACUGUGGGAGAGAACAUAAACACCUGUGUGGGCUGGCUGUUAA